AUGAGCCGCAAUGUUGGAACUACUAUGGUGGAGCAGCUGGUGUGGCUGGGAUUGAAUUUAUAUUUGUUUAUUGACACAUUCUACUGGUAUGAAGAAGAGGAUGCUUAUACUUAUACACGGGUUAUGCUGGGGUCAGCACUGGCUUGUGCAAGAGCUUCUGCAACGUGCCUGAAUUUUAAUUGCAUGUUAAUCCUGUUACCAGUCAGUAGAAACCUUAUUUCGUUCAUAAGGGGAACAAGCAUUUGUGGAAGACGGGCAUUAAGGAGACAACUUGACAAAAGCCUCGCAUUUCACAAGGUGGUUGCCUAUGGAAUAGCUGUAAAUGCAAUCAUACAUGUUGUUGCACAUUUGGUCAACAUAGAGCGAUAUCAUAUAAGCCAGUCAAAGGAAGCAGGGGAGUUACAGAAUAAACUUUCUGGACUUGGCAAGAACCCAAAUGAAAGCUACUUGAACCCAAUCAGAGAUUAUGAAACAAACACAACAGCUGAGAUACUAACUACUAUAGCUGGAGUAACGGGCGUUGUAAUCACUGUGACUUUAGUUCUGAUCUUGACGUCUUCUACAGAAAUCAUCAGACGGUCAUUCUUUGAGGUGUUCUGGUAUACCCAUCACCUAUUCCUGCUUUUCUUUAUUGGUUUGGUUAUCCAUGGAAUGGGUCAGCUGGUCCGAGGUCAGACACCUCAGAGUCUGUUGCUACACAAUGUCACUUAUUGUAAAGAUCACUGCUCAGAAUGGAAGAAAGCUACUCAGUGCCCUUUGCCACAGUUUUCAGGCAACCAGCCUGUGACUUGGAAAUGGCUUUUGGGUCCCAUGGUGUUGCAUAUCUGUGAACGGAUCGUUAGAUUCUGGAGAUCUCAGCAAAAAGUGGUCAUUACAAAGGUAGUGACCCAUUCCUCUGGAGUCCUUGAACUUCAUAUGAAGAAACAUGGCUUUAAAAUGGAGCCUGGCCAGUACAUUUUUCUACAGUGCCCUUCCAUAUCAAAGUUGGAGUGGCAUCCUUUCACACUCACAUCUGCUCCUGAAGAGGAAUUCUUCAGUGUGCAUAUCCGGGUUGUUGGUGAUUGGACUGGAGCUCUGUUCAAGGCCUGUGGAGCAGAGGAAAAAGCCUUUAAGGAACCCUGGAAGCUACCAAGACUGACUGUGGAUGGACCAUAUGGAGCUGCAACUACAGAUAUUUUUCACUAUAAAGUCAGCAUGUGUAUUGCAGCAGGAAUAGGAGUCACUCCAUUUGCCUCUGUUCUAAAAUCCAUCUGGUAUAUAAGCUGCAAUCCUAAUACAGAACUGAUAUUGGAGAAGGUUUAUUUCUAUUGGAUUUGCCGAGAUCCAUCUGCCUUUGAGUGGUUUGCUGAUCUCCUGUUCUUGUUGGAAACACAAAUGGCUGAGAAAAGAAAAACCCAUUUUCUAAGUUAUCACAUAUUUCUUACUGGCUGGGACGAAAGACAGGCUACUCAUAUAGCCCUACAUUAUGAUGAAAAGAUGGAUGUAAUUACUGGUCUGAGACAGAAGACCUUCUAUGGAAGGCCAAACUGGGACACUGAGUUCAGGCAAAUAGCAGAAAAUCAUCCUAGCAAUAGUAUCGGUGUAUUCUUCUGUGGACCCAAAACUCUCUCCAAGAGCCUUCAAAAAAUGUGCAACUCAUACUCAUCUGUUGAUCCAAGGGGUGUUCAUUUUCACUACAAUAAUGAAAGUUUCUAGACUGUUUUUUAAAUUCUAUAACUGAUAUUAGUAUACAAUGUGCUUUGCUUUUCUUUUUCAUAUUCCCCUUCAUGCUGAUUUCAGGCCAGAUCUUUAACUGGUAUAAUUUAAACUAUUUGCUCUGACUUCAAGGAAACUAUGAUAAUUAGCAUCAGCUAAAGAUUUGGAGCUUUAUGCUUAGUCUUUCUUUUAGGGACUCUCUAUGGCUAAGUACAGACAGUCAAAAAGCCCAAGGUUGAAUUGAUUCAAUCUUCAAUCGUUAGUCUGAACUGCAUAGAUUAAAUCAAUAAGCAAGUGAACAGACAUUCGCUUUUAAUUCUGGAAAUGCAGCCACAUGCCAGAAGCCGGGGGGUGCUAGAGCAUGCCUCCCUGCUCGGCUAGAGCAGACAGCUUGGGACUAGGUUAGCCCACCCACCCUGCAAGGGAGGAGGGGAUUUAUAGGGGAGGUGCAAAGUAUCCUGGGAUGCUGGGGGACUGUGGGUUAAAUUCAAUGUGGAGGGGAUCUGGGAAAAAAGUUAAAUAAACUGAUUUAAACUAAAACAGUUAAGUCUGAUACUACAUCCAUCCAGGUUGAUCUUUAACUAGUUUCAGCCAUUUUGAAAGCAGUUAAUGUGUACUGAACUUCUGUUGUGUUACAGACUGGAACCAGUUUUCAAUUACUUAUACCAGUUUAUGUGUCAUUUCUGUCCCUAGCACAUUUUAUCAUGCCUUAUUGCCAGUGUAUAAAAUCAUAGAAUCAUAGAACCGGAAGGGACCUGUACAGUCAUCAAGUCUGGACCCCUGCCAUGGGCAGGAAGUAUUGAGCUCAGAUGAGCUUCGCAAGGUACCUGCCCAGCCUCCUCUUGAACACCUCCAAGGAGGGCGACUGCACCACCUCUGCUAGGAGCAUGUUCCAGAUGCUGGUGACCCUUACAGAAAAGUUUUUCCUUAUAUCCAAGCUGAAUUUACCCUCUGUUAGUUUAUGCCCAUUGGUCCUUAUCCUCCCUUGUGGUGCCCUCCUGAAUAGUUGCUCUCUUAGUUCUUGAUGCUCCCCCUUGAGGUACUUGUAGGCAGCUAUCCAGUCACCUCUCAGCCUUCUCUUCCAUAGGCUGAACAGGCCCAGUUCCCAGAGUCUCUCCUCAUAGGGCCUACCCUUCAUGCCCUUAAUCAAACAGGUGGCCCUUUGUACCUUCUCGAGCAUAUCCAUGUCUUUGUGAAGUGCAGUGCCCAGAACUGGGCACAAUACUACAGCUGAGGCCUCACCUACACUGAAUAGAGCGGGAGGAGUACGUCCCUGGAUCUAUUGACCACACAGUGGAUGAUGGAUGCCAGAGUUUUAUUGGCCCUUUUGACAGCUUCGUCCCACAGUUGGGUCCUAUUCAUCUUUCAGUCAAUUGUGACCCCCAGGUCUUGUUCACAUCUUGUGCCAGCCAGCGGACCACCACCCAUUAUAUAGCUGUGCUGAGGGUUCUUCCCACCCAGGUGAAGGAUCUUGCACUUCUACCUGUUAAACCUCAUCUGAUUUCACUCCACCCAUAGAUCCAGUCUGACAAGGUACUCCUAGAUUUUUGCCCUAUUCUCUGGUGUGCCUGCAUUUCCUCACAGCUUGGUAUCAUCUGCGAACUUAAUCAUUGCACUAUCUACCCCUUCAUCUAAAUCAUUAAUGAAUAUAAUUGACUAGCACAGGUCCAAAGACUGAUUCCUGAGGGACCCCACUGGAGAUUCCAUAUUUUUGUGGAAUAACUUUGUAACAUAUAGCUUGUUUUAUCAUUCCAUUAACUGGUUGAAUGUGUAGCUGGGUCACAACUUAAAGUGUGAUUAGCUGGUGUAAUCAUACUUAAGUGUAAUAUCCAGAGGGACCUUAGAGGUUGUUGCAUGUGAUUCUCCACUGUCCUGAUCUGCUGUGGGACAUAAUUAUUUAUACCACAGCAAAGUGAAUAUAAAACACUUCUAAACCAAAAAGGUAGCACAGCUGAUUAGAACAGGACUUUAGAAUAGUAUCUUCUGGUUGUGCUUGAACAGGCUAAAUUGGAAGUUAUGAAUAUUUUCUUAAGACCUGGUGGUUCAUGUUCAGUUAGUCAAAAACCUUUCCUUCCAGGUGUUCUAAUUUCCUUUCAUUGCUUGGUGAAAGCUGGUAUAAUAUUCUCAAGGCUAAUAUAUUAAAUAUACUUCAGAACGUUUUAUUCUCAGUGAAUGGAUCUCUUGAAGCAGAGCUACAUGACAGUGUGGGAGGAAAUACAGCCACAGAGGUGGUGUCAGGUAUUUUUUAAAAGUCACAAUGCCUCUUUGGUGCUAGAUAAUGGAGGGAACUACUGCAGCCUGGGUUUUAAAGGGCACAGCAAUUCAUCCUCCAAUUCAGCCAGUGUUUUUGUCACCAACUACUGAGGGACAGGGAAGAAUGUAUUUGUCUUCCACUUUGGUGCUGUUACAGUCAAGCCAAGGCUAAUGGAGUUGGAAGUAUAUGCCUACCACAGGUACAACACAAAUAUUGCUCUUUAGUACAAGUGCUUUUAAUACAUAUACAUUUUUAACAAGCUGUAGUUCAUCUUUGUAUUUCUUGAUUUAAAUGUGUCAUAUAACUGGACCCAGCUUUUCCCAUAGACUACAGGCCAAAUCCUUUGGAUCAGCUGUUUAACUUUUGGCAGAUAGCCCUCAAAAUUAAGGGUGUAUGUAAAGCUGAAAGCCAUAAUUUUGGCUUUGCUAGCCCCAUGCUAGCAGGCAUCAGGCCAGUGCCAGGGCACAACU
This is a messenger RNA of Alligator mississippiensis (American alligator), 4419 nucleotides long. It is a transcript of the gene NOX3, whose product is annotated as NADPH oxidase 3. The transcript is spliced from 13 exons. NCBI's taxonomy places the organism in Eukaryota, Metazoa, Chordata, Crocodylia, Alligatoridae. Gene Ontology annotation, cellular component: NADPH oxidase complex; plasma membrane. Gene Ontology annotation, biological process: defense response; superoxide anion generation. The coding region runs from base 1 to 1695 and encodes 564 amino acids. The record is from RefSeq and is a predicted model, not a curated record. Gene Ontology annotation, molecular function: superoxide-generating NAD(P)H oxidase activity.